AUGACAGGAGUCCCGGACAAACCGCUGAACAGGGAGCCCUCGCCACCAGAACUCAUCUCGCAAUUUUUCACGCCGUCUUCAUCAGCAUACGACCGCAAUCAUUCGGCAGUCCCGGAGCUUGACGCAAGCACACAUGUUGUCAAAGUAGACGGCAACGUCAGUAAGACGCUAUCACUCAGUGUGAAGGACUUGAAGGAGAAUUUCACCCAGCAUGAAGUCGUCUGUGCUCUUCAAUGUGCUGGCAACCGCAGACACACCAUGCGGACCAAGAUCAAAGAAGUCAACGGACUGGAUUGGUUCGAUGGAGCUGUGAUGAACUGUAAAUGGCGAGGACCUCGUUUGCGAGAUGUGCUCGAGCGGGCUGGAGUCGAUGCAGACUCGAGCAAUUCCCACGUCGCCUUUGCUUCGUACCAAGUCGAAUGUCAAGAUGACACUUGGUAUGGAGGAAGUAUUUCCUUGAAACGAGCUCUGGACCCAGCAUCCGAAGUCCUCGUCGCUCUCGAGAUGAAUGGGGAACCGCUUUCGCACGAGCAUGGACAUCCUGUGCGAAUGAUUGUUCCGGGCGUUGCUGGAGCGAGGUCGGUCAAGUGGCUGGACAGGAUCACCGUGCAGUCGACUGAGAGUCAGAACCACUAUCAGCUUUACGACUACAAGGUCCUGCCACCAGAAGCCACGGACGCUGAAGAAGCGAAGAAGUUCUGGGAUAGGACACCUGCUGUGCAGGACAUGCCGGUCAAUUCUAUUGUUGGGUCGCCACCAAGCGAGUGUACUGUGACUCGAGAUGCGGAUGGUACCGUUGUCGUGACUGGGUACGCACUUCCCAGCGGCGAUGACGGGCCGGUGGUGAAAGUCGAAGUGUCGGCAGAUGGCGGCCACCACUGGACGAAAGCAGUGGUUAUUGAUCAUCCGGAGAGCUCCAAGUGGUCGUGGGCAUUAUGGAAAGCACGGGUGUCCGUCGAGGCUGGAAGCGACAAGACUAUUCUCAGCCGAGCUACAGAUGCUGGCGGCAACAUGCAGCCCGAGCAGUCGCAGUGGAAUCUUCGCGGCGUUUGCUACAAUGGCUAUGGAGCUGCUGAGAGACUGAAGGUGUUGUGA
Zymoseptoria tritici IPO323 is the source of this 1095-nucleotide messenger RNA. RefSeq lists its product as uncharacterized. NCBI's taxonomy places the organism in Eukaryota, Fungi, Ascomycota, Dothideomycetes, Mycosphaerellales, Mycosphaerellaceae. Gene Ontology annotation, cellular component: mitochondrion. Gene Ontology annotation, molecular function: oxidoreductase activity; molybdenum ion binding. The record is from RefSeq and is a predicted model, not a curated record. The transcript has a single exon. The coding region runs from base 1 to 1095 and encodes 364 amino acids.